GGACCUGAGCAAUGGGUAAGGAGGGUAGCCGCAAUGUUGUUUCUGUGUGUAGAUAGCACAUAGUUUUACCUUAUUUGAUUGCUGAGUGAAAUGGUUUCUAAAGAAGAGGCAUUUAAAUAGAUACAAACUACAUGAGCUUCCCUGGGAAUCUGCUCUUAACAUGGAUUCUUCUCUAAAAUAAACAACCUAUAAGAAAACACUGGGUUGUCGCAGUGUCAGCAAACGAAAACCGAACAAAAUCACCCCACUUUAUUUCAUAGGGCCUCAACUAAAACCACCAAACCAAAGGGAAUUUAUAAAACUUAUCAUCCACUCUGCGUUCCAGUCCUUGCGGUAUCCACUGGACCUGGAAGCUUCAAACGCGUCCUUAACAUGUCUUUAGAACAAGAUGUUGAUUUAAUGUGCCCUGGAUUAUACUGUGGAAAAAUAGAAAGCAGAAAUGAUAGUCAAACAAUGUAUGGAGACUGUGGGGUAUGCCCAAGAGGGGAAAGAACAAAUGCUCUGAAAAUUUGUCGUAAAUGUGAGGACUCACCAGAGCUAUAUGACUGGCUGUAUCUUGGCUUCAUGGCAAUGCUACCUUUGGUUUUGCAUUGGUUCUUUAUUGAAUGGUAUUCAGGCAAAAAGAGUUCCAGUGCACUUUUUCAGCAUGUGACUGCAUUAUUGGAAUGUACUGUUGCAGCUAUUGUUACAUUGUUGGUGAAUGAUCCAAUAGGACAGCUAAAAAUCCGGUCCUGCCGUGUGAAGAUGCUUUCAGAUUGGUAUACAAUGCUUUAUAAUCCAAGUCCAGAUUAUAUCAACACAUUGCACUGUACACAGGAAGCUGUAUUCCCUUUAUACACUAUCAUCUUCAUAUACUACGCCUUUUGCCUGGUUUUUAUGAUGCUGCUUCGACCACUCCUGGUUAAAAAGAUUGCCUGUGGUCUUGGAAAAUCUGAUCGAUUUAAAAGUAUUUAUGCAGCCCUAUACUUUUUCCCUAUUCUUACGGUGCUUCAGGCAGUUGGAGCAGGCCUACUUUUCUUGUCCUUGGUAACUUUGGCAGUAUACAUGUCUGCUUCAGAAAUACAGACACACAAGGAUCUGAUCACCAAAAAGAAGAGGCUGGUUGUCCUGUUCAGCCAUUGGAUGUUGCAUGCCUAUGGAAUAAUCUCAAUUUCCAGAUUAGAUAAACUAGACCAAGAUCUGCCUCUGCUGGCUUUAGUGCCCACUCCAGCACUUUUCUACCUGUUGACUGCUAAAUAUACAGAGCCUUCGAGGAUAUUGUCAGAAGGUGGCAAUGGACAUUGAGAAAGGGGAUGUUAUAGAAAUGCAGACAGAUCAGAACAAUGGAUGUUUUAAACAGAUAAUUCUAGCAGCCUGAGAAGAAAUAUCAAUGUAAUUACUGUCAAAACUACCUUCAAAACUACUUUCUUUGUUCAGUUGAUGUACUGUUUGCUUUAUAAGUAUGAAUAUUGUAAUGUUUUAUUUACACGCUUUGACAAAAUAACAUUAAAAUGCAUAAAAGAAAUUUUAUUUAAGUAAGUUGAAUACAUCUCACAUAGCCGCUAUGGAUAAUACAAAUGUAAAUUGCAGCUUCUUUGUUAUCCUGUGUGGGGAAAAUAUAAAUGGUGAAGGUUUGAAAGAUUUAUGUAAAAGCAGUAUCGUAGCUUCUCUUUGUACUUAUGCAGCUGUCCAAAUUCAAUCAAUAUUUUUCUUUUCCACUACUGAUUUUACCAUUGUAUUUCUGAAUUUUUGCAAUUGCCAAUGCUUCUAAAGAUUUCCUUGACCUCAGGAAAAAGACUGUUAGUCAAUUCUCCCAUAAUGAACAAUAGGCUGUUUUUUUCAGAAGGGCAGUACAUUCAACAUGCUGAUUGGUAGAAAGUUGGAAGAAACUGUCUAAAUUGAAGAUUGAUUCUGAUUUUCUUUCAGGAGCUCUCCACAGUUUUAAGAAAUUAGAUGAAGAUAAAAAAUAAGUUACCACAA
Molecule: messenger RNA, 1959 nt
Organism: Carcharodon carcharias (great white shark)
Lineage: Eukaryota; Metazoa; Chordata; Chondrichthyes; Lamniformes; Lamnidae
Gene: jkamp
Product: jnk1/mapk8 associated membrane protein
Exons: 7
Coding region: 373-1284 (303 amino acids)
Biological process (GO): response to unfolded protein
Cellular component (GO): membrane
Molecular function (GO): ubiquitin protein ligase binding
Source: RefSeq, a predicted model, not a curated record